Messenger RNA from Guillardia theta CCMP2712, 1116 nucleotides. RefSeq lists its product as hypothetical. The transcript has 8 exons. The record is from RefSeq and is a predicted model, not a curated record. NCBI's taxonomy places the organism in Eukaryota, Cryptophyceae, Pyrenomonadales, Geminigeraceae. The coding region runs from base 1 to 1116 and encodes 371 amino acids.
AUGGAAUCUGGCGGCUUCAAGACUCCAAACUCAACGGGAUGGAAGGUUGUGGAUCCUCCAGGGCUCGACAUGUUCGCAAGAGAAGCGAGCAACCAUGAACAUCUCCUUCCUCCCCGCAGCAGCACGGACCUCUCCACUCGCGCUCUCUCCGAGGCCCUGGCGAGGAGCAUCGCCACCAUAACGCGCGAGGCUUCUAAGGAAGGUUCCAUGAGCAGGAUAAAGUCAUCGCAGAACUCGCUCGAAGCCUCUCCGGCAGAGCACCUGAGGAGCGCCGAGGAGCUCCCCGGGGCCUCCGAGGCUCAGAGGAUCUCCCAACUCCGAGCGCAAGCAAGAGAGUUGAUGCAGGGGCUGAGGGAGAGGAAGGAGGAGCCGAGCGGUCCGUUCCUCUACCAUGAGGCCGAGCACGACAUCCACAAGGCCUUCUCGAGGCACAGCGUCAUCAGCAAGAAGCCGCCGGGAGGAGCGAACAAGAAGAAGCAGGAGGCAGUCGAGGGGAGGUUGAGCGAGGUCUACCAAGAGAUGGAAGGUUACUUCGAGAAGAUGACUUGCCAGCUGCAUGCGUGGGAGGCUGGGCUGCAGGAGCGAGAGAAGGCAAUACAGGCCUUCCAGACCUCCGAGUUCCUUGAAUUUGCCUUGAACGCGUCCAAGAUGGCUGAGAGAAUCUCCAUGAAAGAAGACGAGCUGAAGCUGGAGGAAGAGACUCUGAACAAGGAGAAAGACGCUCUGCUGGAACACGUCCAAGACCUUCAGAAGAUCCACAAGAGGCUCGACCAGGUUGAGGAGCUGCACAGCUGGGAAAGGUCGUUGAGUGACAGAGCAGCAGCGCUGCAUGCCCGAGAGAACGAGAUCGAGACGAGGGAGCUGGACCUUGCGAGACAGCAGAUGUACGUCGAGCAGAGGGAGAGGGAGGUGCAGAUGAAGAUGAUAUCGACUAAGGAGAUCAGGAACGAGAUCAACAACGAGCUGCUGCAGUGGGAGGCAGACCUGAAACAGCGAGAAAUGGACUUGGAUACAAGAAUGCGGCACAUGGCGAGUCAGAGCAAGAAGCAGGAGAUCAACGGACAAGAGAACAGGCUGAGACAGGCGUGGAGCGAGCUGGACAGAGAGAGAAACUAA